GUUUACAGGCAGAGCAGAGUGUGUAAAUAACACACUCCGGGUCUCUCUCUCUCUCUCUCUCUCUCUCUCUCUUUCUCAACAAAAACCUGGUGGGUCGCCCGAACCAGGUCGUGUUUGUCCUGAUCCACAGCAGUCCAGCAUGGCCUGGACGAAGUACCAGCUGUUCCUUGCGGGACUUAUGCUGACAACUGGAUCUCUGAACACUUUAUCGGCGAAAUGGGCUGAUCUGUUCUCAGCGAAGGGUUGCCACGAUGUCCCUGAACAUAACUUCUCUCACCCAUUUGUGCAGGCGGUCGGGAUGUUUCUGGGUGAGCUGAGUUGUCUUGCCGUCUUCUACAUCUUACUCUGCCAUGACAGACGUAGUCCAGAACCUCGGAUUAACCCAGGCGAGAGCUUCAACCCUUUACUCUUCUUCCCGCCUGCCAUGUGCGACAUGACAGCCACCUCCAUCAUGUAUGUUGCUCUCAACAUGACCAGCGCCUCCAGUUUCCAGAUGUUGCGCGGUGCCGUCAUCAUCUUCACCGGUCUGCUCUCCGUGGCGUUCCUGGGGCGACGCCUGCUCCCCAGUCAGUGGCUCGGCAUCUUCGUCACCAUCCUGGGCCUGGUGAUAGUCGGCCUCGCCGACUUCUUCAGCGGACACAAAGACGACUCGCACAAACUCAGUGACAUCGUCACAGGAGACCUUCUGAUCAUCAUGGCUCAGAUCAUUGUUUCAGUGCAGAUGGUCCUGGAGGAAAAGUUUGUUUACAGGCACAACAUCCAUCCUCUUAAGGCUGUCGGUACCGAAGGUUUCUUUGGGUUCUUCGUCCUGUCGCUACUCCUCAUCCCGAUGUAUUUCAUCCCCGUUGGCGACUUCGCCGACAACCCUCGCCACGUCCUGGAGGAUGCGCUGGACGCCUUCUGUCAGAUCGGCCACAAGCCUCUAAUCCUGCUGGCUCUGCUCGGCAACACCGUCAGCAUCGCCUUCUUCAACUUCGCCGGGAUCAGCGUCACGAAAGAGAUCAGCGCCACCACCCGCAUGGUGCUGGACAGCCUGCGUACGCUGGUCAUCUGGGUCGUAAGCCUGGCGCUGGGUUGGGAGCAGUUUCACGGCCUGCAGGUGCUGGGCUUCCUGGUUCUGCUGCUGGGUACAGGGCUCUAUAACGGACUGCACCGCCCCGUGAUGGCACGGAUACCGUGCUGCGCCGGGAUGUUGGACACAGAGGAGGAGCAGAACAGCCCGGAAGAAAGAGAGAGACUGCUGGGUGACGGCAAGGUGCAGACCGGUGACGAAAGCUAAAACUUAACAGACGACUGGACUGUCUGUCAGACACUCUGCACCGCUUAUGUCCCAGAUUUUAACUGACCUCACUCAGUGUUUUACGGUGUGGGAGUGUGCAAGCUCUUUUAAAGGAAAAGCUUUCAGGGUUCGUUGUAUCAUUCUGACGCAAAAAAACAAGUCUUUUUAUUGUCCCCUUAUAUAUAUAGUUUCUUUUUACUUGAACUGACUUAGUGCUAAUUCACUAAAGCACACGUUUAUGAAGAUUACACAAAGUCACACAAGAUGAAAAUGUACGUAUUACACCCUGAAGUUUUAAGCAGACGUCACGUUUAUUCUGACGAUGAUUUUAGUAUCUGUUCCAGUGCAAAGUUUGUGUAUCAUAAUCGGUUUUUAAGAAGAGGCUUUUUAUUUUGUAAGUGUUGCCGACUGUGCAGCUGUGAUUGUGCCAAAGUGUUCUACUUUACAAAGUGUUUUAUACUUUGUAAUCAUUUUUGCAGAUUUACUUGCAUUUUCUUAAUCAGUUGAAUCUCAUUUUAAGCUGUUUUUAUUUUUUACUGUCUGUAUAUUUGCUCUCUGAUUCGUCAGAGCUCCAGCACCAAGUGAUUUGCACUGAAUCCCACUUCUCCUUCUCUUGUUCUCGUUUAGUAGUUUUAAGGUGUUGGGUGUAACGCACAAGAACACAAAAAGGGAACUCAUUAAAUCACAGUUGCUGAACGGUCUAA
This is a messenger RNA of Larimichthys crocea (large yellow croaker), 1983 nucleotides long. It is a transcript of the gene slc35f6, whose product is annotated as solute carrier family 35 member F6. The transcript is spliced from 6 exons. Gene Ontology annotation, cellular component: intracellular membrane-bounded organelle; membrane. The coding region runs from base 140 to 1279 and encodes 379 amino acids. Gene Ontology annotation, biological process: transmembrane transport. The record is from RefSeq and is a predicted model, not a curated record. Gene Ontology annotation, molecular function: transmembrane transporter activity. NCBI's taxonomy places the organism in Eukaryota, Metazoa, Chordata, Actinopteri, Sciaenidae.